AUGGUUCUCCUCGUCAAACUCCUCAGAACGGGCCUAGGUCUCACAUCAGAAGCCAUCCAUGCCGCCCGCGAUCGGCCUUCAUCGUCUGAUCAACGACCUUCCAGGUUCCCACCGCCCUAUACAACGAGUGCUACCGACACUGUGGAUAACGCCGAGAACCCUGUUCAAAAUGCGCAGGUUGAGAAUUCUAUCAACCGGAAUAUCGAGCACCAACAGAGCAAUGCGCCCCAAACCGCGAGAGACUCUCCCGCAGACUAUCUGGCAACCUACGACCAGGACGAGGCCAUCUGGCAGCUCGACGACAUGGCCGAGAGUGUAAGAGAACAGCCGCACGACGAGACCAUGGCGACAGUGACUCCUGAGCAACAGGAAACCGAAGAGGAAAAGGUCAAACAGAGGGAAGCGUUGGCUCGCGAGCUUGUCGCCACGGCGGGACCAGUUCCCGCCUCGAUACAACGUCUUCCUUGCCCUGUAAUCAUUCCUCAACGCCGGCCUAGAAAUAAGGAUCGCGGGUUCGUGCGAGCGUACGCACCUGUUCUGGAUGACUGUGGUAUUAGCCAGGAUGUGUUUCUGCGGUUUUUGGAAUACUUGGAUGCAGUUAAUCAUGCCUCAGCGUGGAUCGACGUGGUUUUUAUCGCCGCCCAAAUUGCAGGCUCCAUCCCAACCCCCGCAGCCAUGAUUGUUGGUACGAUAGUUUCGAUAGUCGCCGGGGCUGCUCGCGAAUUGCAAAAGCGUACUCGCGCGAAUACCUUUCUAGAAAUGGUUAAUCGGGAUUUGUUCAUGCCGCGUGGGCUGUUUGCUAUGGUGAUGGCAUUCAAACCUGAAAUUCCCAGUUCACGGCAGGGGCCGCUGGGUAAUGUGGCUGGUGCUGUCAAGGAGACUCUCUCCAAGAAGGAGAAGCUCGAUAUCAACCAGACAGUUGAGAAGUGGAGCAAUACCGAUCCAAACAAGUCAAAGUUCAAAAAGGGGUUGGAUAAUAUUAGACUCCAGAGUGGCGAGACCAAUUCGGAGGUUGAACUGCCCGAGACUGCGAGCCUGAUUUAUCCCGACCUAGAUCAGGUCGCAGCACAGAUCUCGCAAGAUGAGGGAGUUAUGAACAAGUUCAAAGGGGCUGGAAAUUGGGUCAACGAUUACAUGGACAGAAGAGCAGCGGUUUUCUACGAAGCAAAACACCCAGGCACACCUCUAGUCCAACCCGCAGAACAACGCAAACCCAUGAAAUCACGAUUCAACGACCCCAACCACCCAGCAAAUAGCGGCUCAAUCAUCUCGCUGGUUACCGGCGGCCAUGUUCCUGUUCCGGCGAAAAAUAAAUUACACGAAAAGAGGAAUGAGAAAUUAGGAGUCAACCGCCUUCUCAGACGGUCCGCGGAUCCCUCACGAGACGGUCGACUGAUUUCUGGCGCAGGCAGGCAGUUUGUUAAGAAGAAGCUACAGAAGGAUGUGCUGUAUCUUUUGAUAGUUAAUUUGCCCACGGCGGCGGAGGAAAGGGAGGCUAGAGAGCUGGAUGCUCGGCUCGGGGAUAUGAUGGAGCAGCCCGAGGCCGGUGGUCCCUAG
Molecule: messenger RNA, 1557 nt
Organism: Aspergillus chevalieri
Lineage: Eukaryota; Fungi; Ascomycota; Eurotiomycetes; Eurotiales; Aspergillaceae
Exons: 3
Coding region: 1-1557 (518 amino acids)
Source: RefSeq, a predicted model, not a curated record